This is a messenger RNA of Lycium ferocissimum, 2485 nucleotides long. RefSeq names its product serine/threonine-protein kinase D6PK-like. The coding region runs from base 405 to 2414 and encodes 669 amino acids. Gene Ontology annotation, cellular component: cytoplasm; nucleus; plasma membrane. The record is from RefSeq and is a predicted model, not a curated record. The transcript has 3 exons. Gene Ontology annotation, biological process: protein phosphorylation. NCBI's taxonomy places the organism in Eukaryota, Viridiplantae, Streptophyta, Magnoliopsida, Solanales, Solanaceae. Gene Ontology annotation, molecular function: ATP binding; protein serine/threonine kinase activity.
UACACACACUUUCACUGUGUGUGGUCAGUCAAUCCCAGUGAAACACAUGACUAAAGCUAAAACAAUACUACCACGAAAGAAGAGAAAGCAAAAGUGUCUGCUCCUCCUUGGUCCUUUUUAAACUAUGUCAUCUGUAGCCUAAGAACGGCUAUAUUUACAUUUUCAGCUACUCCCACUAGCAUGAACAUUUAGCUAAAUAGCAUACCAAGUAUAUACUGUAAUUACCACAUUGUGUGUCUGCGUGAGGAAGAAACAAAGAGACACGUUGAGCUUACGUUAAUUUUUUGUUUCACAUUCUUUUAGAAGCCCAGUUGAAGAGGAGAUAAUUUUCAGAUUGGGCUACUACUAGUGUUCCAGGGAGCUUCUCACAGUGAGAUACUUGUGAUGAUAAAGAGCAAUCAGAGAUGAGAAGAGCACCGGAAUCAGAAAAACCACCAGCACAGUACCCUAUUGGGGCUAAGGUGACAAAUAUAUCCGAUGCCCAUGACUUUCUGGAUAUGGACUUCACUGUUCCUCUUCAAACAUGGGAAGGAAACAAUUUCUAUCUGGAGCAAGAGGAACUUAUGCCUAUUGCUGGUACAAUCAAGCGAUGUGAUGAUUCCGUUGAAGAUAGUGCCUUUAUUUCAUUCCAUGGAGCAAGUCAUCCACCAGAACCUGUUGAUACUGACCUAAUGAAACCAGUCUAUGUACCAAUCGGUCCGAAUAAAGUAGAUGGUAAAUGCCUAGUAAAAAGCAUGUCUCUCAAGGGUCCUUCCCUGGAUGAUAUUUCAUUUCUUUCACCUGCUGAGAGAUGGGCUGAAAAUCCAAAUGAUCUAGGUGUAGUAUCCUCUCCAUUUGUGGUUCCUCGUCCAUCUCAAAACACGUUAGCAAGUCUAGCCCCUGAUUCUGAAGAAAAAGAGUGUCUUUGGGAUGCAUCAGUAUCCUCAAGCAGCAAUGUUAGUCCAUAUAGUAGCAUUGAUAGUACUGGUGUUGGCACAGCUAUGAGCAUUCCAUAUAGGAGUGAUCGGUUGAUGAGUGAAAGCUUGCUUAUUACGGACAGAAACUGUGAGAGCACGAAACUGAAUAUUCAUGGGGAUUCGCUAGAAAGUGCUAAAACUAGCUUUAGCAGAGCAAGCGAUAGCAGUGAACUUAGUGAUGAUAGUAACUGGAGUAACAUUACUGGCAGUGCCAAUAAGCCUCACAAAGGGAGUGAUCCCAGAUGCAAGGCUAUUCUUGCAAUACGGGCACGUGAUGGUAUAUUAGGCAUGAGUCACUUUAGGUUACUGAAAAGACUUGGUUGUGGUGACAUUGGCACUGUUUAUCUUUCAGAGCUAAACGGGACUUGCUGCGAUUUCGCAAUGAAAGUGAUGGAUAAGGCAUCGCUCGCAAGUAGGAAAAAAUUAAUCCGUUCUCAGACCGAAAAAGAAAUCCUUCAGCUGUUAGACCACCCAUUCUUACCAACAUUGUACGCUCAUUUUGAAACCGACAGAUUUUCAUGUUUAGUCAUGGAAUAUUGCCCAGGAGGAGAUCUAUAUACUCUACGACAAAGACAGCCUGGGAAGCAUUUUUCAGAAUAUGCCGCAAGGUUUUAUGCCGCAGAAGUUCUAUUGGCUCUCGAAUAUCUUCACAUGCUAGGUGUACUUUACAGAGACUUAAAGCCUGAAAACGUUCUAGUGCGUGACGAUGGCCACAUCAUGCUUUCGGAUUUUGACCUAUCCCUAAAAUGUGCAGUUUCACCUAUGGUCAUAAGGACCUCAUCUGAUGAUCCCUCUAAACGAGGAGCUGCCUUCUGUAUUGAACCCACGUCUACAUGCAUUCAGCCAACAUGCUUCCUCCCCCGAAUAUUUCCUCAAAAGAGCAAGAAAAGAUCACAAAAGCCUCGAACCGAGCUUGGUUUUCCUGCUAAUGCUAUGCCUGAGCUAGUUGCGGAACCUACUGCAGCACGGUCAAUGUCAUUUGUUGGGACUCAUGAAUACUUAGCCCCUGAAAUUAUCAAGGGAGAAGGCCAUGGCAAUGCAGUUGAUUGGUGGACAUUUGGCAUUUUUCUGUAUGAGUUACUAUAUGGUAAAACCCCAUUUAAGGGAUCAGGAAACCGGGCAACUAUUUUCAAUGUAGUUGGACAACAGCUGAAGUUUCCAGAUACUCCUGCAACGAGUUAUGCUAGCCGAAAUCUGAUUCAAGGCUUGCUCGUUAAAGAACCUCAACACCGGCUCGGGGUGAAAAGAGGAGCAAGUGAGAUCAAGCAACACCCUUUCUUUGAAGGCGUUAAUUGGGCCCUGAUUCGUUCCAGUACUCCUCCUGAAGUGCCAAGACACGUUGAACCUGAGCUUCCACGGAAGUUUAAACAAGUGGAACCUGUUGGAGUUUGCAGUAAAAGAAUUGUAGGAACAGAUGUGAAUUCUGUGGGUAAUUAUCUUGAUAUUGAGUUCUUUUAGUCUAGGAUUAUAGGAUUUUUGUCUAGAAUUUUAUCAGCUUAUUUCAUUUAUCUUUCUGGUUUUGAGUUAAA